Olea europaea var. sylvestris is the source of this 1654-nucleotide messenger RNA. Its product is annotated as U-box domain-containing protein 44-like. The record is from RefSeq and is a predicted model, not a curated record. Gene Ontology annotation, molecular function: protein binding. The annotation marks the transcript as partial. Lineage: Eukaryota; Viridiplantae; Streptophyta; Magnoliopsida; Lamiales; Oleaceae. The transcript has a single exon.
AGUUCUAUUGCAUUGCUGCAGGCACUCCAGAAACUAAAUUGUCGAUGGCUGCAUUCCUAGGCGAGCUGGUUUUAAACAAUGAUGUGAAAGUCUUUGUAGCUAGGACGGCUGGUUCAGCCCUGAUUAAUCUCAUGAAGAGUACUAAUAUGCAGUCAAGGGAGGCUGCUCUUAAAGCUUUAAAUCAAAUUUCGUCAGAUGAGUCGAGUGCCAAGGUCUUGAUAGAGGCAGGUGUACUUCCACCUCUUGUCAAUGAUCUCUUUACCGUUGGCUCGAACCAGCUGCCCAUGCGACUAAAAGAAGUUUCAGCUACAAUUCUUGCAAAUGUUGUGAUCUCAGGAUAUGAUUUUGAUUCCAUCCCAGUUGGACCUGAUAACCAAACUCUGGUAUCCAAGGAAAUAAUUCAUAAUCUCCUCCAUCUUAUUAGCAACACAGGCCCUGCAAUAGAAUGCAGGCUUUUUCAGGUUCUGGUUGGGCUAACGAGUUCCCCUACAACUGUUUCCAGUGUUGUUUCUGCUAUUAAAAGUUCUGGGGCUACUAUUAGUUUGGUGCAGUUUAUUGAGGCUCCCCAGAGGGAUUUGAGGAUGGCUUCGAUAAAACUUCUUCAGAAUCUCUCUCCGUACAUGGGUCAGGAACUAACAGGUUGCCUACGUGGUACUUCUGGUCAACUUGGCAGCCUAAUAAGGGUAAUAUUGGAAAACAUAGCGAUAACCGAGGAGCAGUCAGCAGCUGUCGCGCUUUUGGCUGAUCUACCGGAAAGGGACGUUGGUCUCACGAGGCAGAUUCUAGACGAAGGUGCAUUUCAGCUGUUCAUUUCUCGAGUAAUCAUGAUCAGACAAGGGGAGAUGAGAGGCAGCCGGUUCAUGACUCCAUAUUUGGAAGGACUUGUUAAGGUUCUUGCAAGAAUUACAUUUGCCCUGUCUGAAGAGUCAGGUUCUGCCCUUGCACUUUGUCGUGAACACAAUGUAGCGUCGCUCUUCAUUGACCUUCUACAAGCUAAUGGCCUUGAUAAUGUACAAAUGGUAUCAGCCAUGGCUUUAGAGAACCUCUCCCAAGAAUCGAAAAAUUUGACCAAGUUACCAGAGCUUCCUACUUCGGGAUUUUGUGCCUCGAUCUUCCCUUGUUUAAGCAAGCCACCCAUCCUAACUGGAUUGUGUAGGGUUCAUCGAGGGAUGUGUUCGUUGAAAGAAACUUUUUGUCUUUUGGAAGGACAUGCCGUCGAAAAGUUGGUCGCCCUUCUCGACCACAACAAUGACCAGGUCAUUGAAGCAUCACUUGCAGCCCUGUCAACUUUGUUGGAUGACGGGGUUGAUGUCGAGCAAGGAGUUCAGGUGUUAAUGGAUGCAGAAGGAAUCAAACCUGUAUUCGAUGUAUUACUCGAGAAACGGACCGAGAGUCUAAAAAGGAGGGCGGUUUGGGCAGUCGAGAGGCUAUUGCGAACAGACGAUAUAGCCUACGAAGUUUCGGGAGAUCCAAAUAUAGGUUUAGCCCUUGUAGAUGCUUUUCAACAUGGCGAUUAUCGAACACGACAGAUCGCAGAGCAUGCCUUGAAGCACGUUGAUAAAAUUCCCAACUUCUCCGGUAUCUUUCCAAAGAAUCCAUAAUGUUUUCUUAUUCUGUAGAGGAUGUUAUAUGUCUAUACAUACAUAUAUAUAUA